This is a messenger RNA of Sinocyclocheilus anshuiensis, 1245 nucleotides long. RefSeq names its product ADP-ribosylation factor-like protein 3. NCBI's taxonomy places the organism in Eukaryota, Metazoa, Chordata, Actinopteri, Cypriniformes, Cyprinidae. The transcript is spliced from 6 exons. The record is from RefSeq and is a predicted model, not a curated record. Bases 313 to 876 code for a protein of 187 amino acids. Gene Ontology annotation, molecular function: GTPase activity; GTP binding.
GUGCUGGAGGAGACGAGUGGAGGGGAGGUAGGCGGAGAGACUGCUAAUUGUGGCCUGCUAAUCCAACCCCUCCUCCACUUUCACCCACCUCCACAUCCUCCCCUAUGUCACAUUCGAGGAAGGCCAGGCACAUAUUGAAGGAAAGGUACUGCUCCCUGUGAAGUGAAGGCCAAGUAUUUUGAGGGAAGAGGAUUCAAGAAACAGUGGACGAUAAGAAAACCAAAUGCUUACUUGGAUAUUUCCUGCAUAGAAUGUAGCUGCGUCUUUUCAUCUCUCUCCACGUCCUCUUCCUACCACAAAAUUCACGGCACUAUGGGAGAAGUCCAAAAGGGUUUGUUUUCAGUCAUUGAGAAGCUAAAAGGCACUACAGAGCAAGAGCUGCGGAUAGUUCUUCUUGGUCUUGAUAACGCUGGAAAAACCACUUUGUUAAAACAACUCGCCUCAGGAGAUGUGAACACCAUCACUCCAACUCAGGGUUUCAACAUUAAAAGUGUGACCUGUGAUAGCAUGAAGCUGAAUGUGUGGGACAUUGGAGGACAGAGGAAGAUUCGACCAUUCUGGAAGAAGUACCUGGAGAACACAGAUUUAUUGAUUUAUGUGAUUGACAGUGCAGACAAAAAGCGAUUUGAGGAAGCAGGACUGGAACUCUCGGAGCUCAUCGAUGAGGAGAACCUGAAGGGUGUGCCAUUGCUCAUCUUUGCCAAUAAACAGGACCUGGCCACAGCCUCUCCGGCCAGUGAGAUCGCAGAGGGCCUCAACCUGCACACGUACCGGGACAGAGAGUGGCAGAUCCAGGCCUGUUCUGCCGUAUCUGGGGAGGGUGUACAGGAUGGCAUGAACUGGAUCAGUAACAAUAUUGUAAAUAAGAAAAAAUGAAUCUGCUCACUUCCAAGUGUUAUUUUGUACAAUUGCUCUGAUUCUUCUGUUAACGUAAACCACGUAUAAAAUAUUUACUUCAGAAAACUCUUUUUGUAAUUAUAUUAAUGAUCUUUCUUGCUGUUUGUAAAUUGGCUGCCAAGAGAGACUGGCAGGAAAACAACAAAACAAAUAAUUUUUCCCUCUCUUAUCUCUUGUGAUCUUACAGAGAGUUUUUCUUGCUCUCAGACUAGACAAGCUUUCUUUAAAAUCUGUAAAUCAUGCUUUCGCUGUCACGUUUUUGAGAAAUAUGACAUACCAGGGCAUAAAUAAUGCACACAAGCAAGAUUUCCAGCCUAAAAUAAGGAAGAGGCAUCCGUGUAUCUAUCA